AUGGAUUUUGAGGACCAUGACGAAGCUCAGCUGGGGAUGACCGGACCCACCUAUGAUGACUCGCCGUUCAACCCCUGCCGAGUCAAAAUGCCCACUCACACCGCCGAAGAAGACCCCGUGCCGCCGGCGGUCACUCCAUCUCCUACCAACACCCGAAACAGUGCCAGGGGAAAGUACAAAGAGUGCCUCAAGAACCACGCCGUCGGAAUCGGCGGUCACGCGCUCGACGGCUGCGGCGAGUUCAUGGCGGCGGGCGCGGAGGGAACCCUGGACGCCCUUAAAUGCGCCGCCUGUAACUGCCACCGCAACUUCCACCGGAAGGACCCCGCCGAUAGCCCCUUCCUAAUGCCCUUCCAACAGCGCCGCCACCAGCCGCCGCAGUUCGCGGCGGCCUACUUCCGGGCGCCGGCGGGCUACCUGCAGGUGGCGGGUCAGCAGCGUGGAGGCCUAGCCACGCUGGCACUCCCGUCCACGUCAGGUGCGGGCGGUGGGCCCCAGAGCCCGAGGGAGGACCAGGAAGAUGUGUCGGACCCAAGUGGUGGUGGUAGCGGGUCCAACAAGAAGAGGUUCAGAACCAAGUUCACUCUGGAGCAGAAAGACAAGAUGCUCGCUUUCGCUGAAAAAUUGGGUUGGAGGAUUCAGAAGCACGACGAGAGUGUCGUGCAGGAGUUCUGUUCCCAAACUGGCGUUCAGCGUCAUGUCCUUAAGGUCUGGAUGCAUAACAACAAGCACACCCUUGGAAGAAAAAAAGCAUAUAAAAAGAUAGAAGAAAAGUGCAGAGAAGGUAUUAUUCUUGAUGAGGAGUCAACUCAAAGGUGCAGUUGUCUAAGAUUGGGAGGGACCUCAUUUAGAUUCGUUUGUAUUCACAGCUUUUUCCAAAGCGAAAUUGAAGAUUUGAAAGGAAAAAAAGGGAAAGUUUCCAAGUCCAGCAAGCAAGAAAGCAAGCAACUGAUUGACAACAAGUGCACUCAGUGUCCUCUCCUCUGUUUCCUAGGUCAAGUCCAACCAAACUCCCCUGUCUCUCUCACUUUGUUCCUCGUUUCCUCCGACCCAUCCUUUACCAAUUACCAUUGCUUCCUCCGACUUUCAACAUCCAUCACACUCUCUAUCUGGUUUCAGAUUCUUCACACCCCCAACACAUAUUCCUCUCUGAUGGGUUCCAUCUCGCACGUGAUCACCACCAACCCCACUCUCCUCCACCUACCCUCUACACGCUCCACCGCAAUCCGCUUCUCCGGCUUCAAUCCUCGCCUCCUCCCGCUGCCACCCGCCAGAGGAGUCGCCGGGAAAGUCGGCGUCUUUGCGGAGCUUAGCAGCCCAAGUAGCACCACUUCCGCCAUCGAUUUCAGCGACCCCGAUUGGAAAACAAAGUUCCAGCAAGAUUGGGAGGCUCGUUUCAGACUGCCCCAUCUCACCGACAUCUUCCCAGAUGCUCCUCCCAUUCCUUCCACCUUUUGUCUUAAAAUGAGAACUCCGAUUGAUAGAGACUUUCCUGGUCAUUAUUCUUCUGAUGAGGAGUGGCAUGGAUAUAUUAAUAACAAUGACAGAGUGCUUCUUAAGACAAUAUACUAUUCGUCACCUACAUCUGCUGGUGCUGAGUGCAUUGAUCCUGAUUGUACUUGGGUGGAACAAUGGGUUCAUCGAGCUGGGCCUCGGGAAAAGAUAUACUAUAAACCAGAAGAAGUAAAGGCAGCAAUUGUUACUUGUGGAGGGCUCUGCCCUGGUCUUAAUGAUGUUAUUAGACAGAUUGUAAUCACCCUUGAAAUAUACGGUGUAAAUAACAUUGUGGGGAUUCCUUUUGGCUAUCGAGGAUUUUCCGACAGAGAAUUGACUGAAUUGCGGUUAUCAAGAAAAGUAGUGCAGAAUAUUCAUCUUUCUGGCGGAAGCCUGUUGGGAGUUUCGCGAGGAGGACCUGGAGUCAGUGAUAUCGUGGACAGUCUGCAGGAAAGAGGGAUCAACAUGCUUUUUGUAUUGGGUGGAAAUGGUACCCAUGCUGGUGCAAAUGCAAUUCACCACGAGUGCUGCAAAAGAGGGUUGAAGGUAUCUGUAAUUGGUGUGCCCAAAACUAUUGACAAUGAUAUAUUAUUGAUGGAUAAAACGUUUGGCUUUGAUACUGCUGUUGAAGAAGCACAAAGAGCAAUAAAUUCUGCAUACAUUGAGGCACAUAGUGCAUAUCAUGGAAUUGGGGUUGUGAAAUUGAUGGGCCGUAGCAGUGGAUUCAUAGCAAUGCAGGCAUCCCUGUCUAGUGGACAGGUUGACAUAUGCUUGAUUCCUGAGGUACCUUUCAAUUUCCAUGGUCCUCAUGGAGUAUUGGGUCAUCUCAAGUUCCUUUUAGAAACGAAGGGAUCAGCUGUAGUCUGUGUUGCAGAGGGAGCUGGACAGAAUUUACUCCAAAAGACAAAUGCUAGGGAUGCAUCAGGAAAUGUUGUAUUUGGAGAUAUUGGAGUAUAUAUUCAACAAGAGACAAAAAAAUAUUUUAAGGAGAUUGGUGUUCAUGCUGAUGUAAAAUAUAUUGAUCCAACAUACAUGAUCCGUGCAAUUCGAGCUAAUGCAUCAGAUGGAAUUCUAUGCACUGUACUUGGACAAAAUGCUGUUCAUGGUGCGUUUGCAGGAUAUAGUGGCAUUACAGUUGGCUUAUGUAACACCCACUAUGCUUACUUUCCCAUCCCCGAAGUGAUAUCUCAUCCUAGGUUGGUGGACCCCAAUAGUCGAAUGUGGCAUCGUUGCUUAACUUCAACAGGUCAACCUGACUUCAUCUAA
Messenger RNA from Sphenostylis stenocarpa, 2760 nucleotides. Lineage: Eukaryota; Viridiplantae; Streptophyta; Magnoliopsida; Fabales; Fabaceae. The record is from the annotation of a GenBank genome assembly.